This is a messenger RNA of Mesocricetus auratus (golden hamster), 3706 nucleotides long. RefSeq names its product TSR2 ribosome maturation factor (gene Tsr2). The transcript has 5 exons. The record is from RefSeq and is a predicted model, not a curated record. NCBI's taxonomy places the organism in Eukaryota, Metazoa, Chordata, Mammalia, Rodentia, Cricetidae. The coding region runs from base 48 to 635 and encodes 195 amino acids. Gene Ontology annotation, biological process: maturation of SSU-rRNA from tricistronic rRNA transcript (SSU-rRNA, 5.8S rRNA, LSU-rRNA). Gene Ontology annotation, cellular component: nucleus.
AGUGGGCCGCGCCAUUAGGCUUCCUGGGAGCCACGUGAUCUAAAGGGAUGAUGGCGGGCGCAGCGGAAGACGUGCGAGCGCUCUUCGGAGCUGCAGUCCGCGCGGCUCUGCAGGCUUGGCCUGCUUUGCAGAUCGCUGUGGAGAAUGGCUUCGGGGGCGUACACAGCCAGGAGAAGGCCGAAUGGCUGGGGGGUGCAGUGGAGGAUUACUUCAUCGCCAAUGCUGACAUGGAGCUGGAGGAGGUGGAAGAUUUCCUUCGAGAGCUGAUGACCACUGAGUUUGAUACAGUUGUGGAAGAUGGGAGCCUGCCCCAGGUGAGUCAGCAGCUACAGACCAUGUUCCACCACUUCCAGAAGGGUGAUGGGGCUGCUCUGCAGGAGAUGACCUCUAACAUCAACCAAAAAAAGUGCAAAGUCACGGCUACCCCACUUAAGACAGCCAAAGAAACUGGUGUGGAUGAAGAUGAUGUGGACAGCGUAGAAGAAAUGGAGGUGAAAGAGGUGACAGCUACAAAUGAUGGGGCCACAACGGAUGUGGUCUGCCCCCAGCCUCAACCCUCUGAUCCAGACCCCCAGACUAUUAAGGAAGAGGAUAUAGUAGAAGAUGGUUGGACCAUUGUCCGUAGAAAGAAAUGAAUAGGGCAGUAAAUGGUUUGCGCCCUUGUUUGCUAAGUAUUAUGAAAGAGUUAUAGGGGCUGUUUUGGAGGACUAUACACCUCUGUCCUGAUAACCAUAUCCCUACCUUGUUUUGAUAACCAUAUUCCUACUAGGGAAGAAAAGCCCUAGGAUCCUUGGUUGUGUUGAUGGGACCUAUUUCAGCCCCCUUGAUCCUUAAGGUACCGUAUGAGAGAGAAGUGCCUCCUAGCUGCAGUGAAUGUGAAGUGGGUGAUGAGUGUGGCUGUGGUUGGAGUAGAAUCCAGACUUGUGGACAGUAGGCAGGUACAUUUGUGGAAAGGAUGAGAAUUUUCCACAGUGGGAGGCUGGCUGGAUUGGGACUAGUGAGAUACACAUGCAGUUGGAUGAUGUGGUACCUCCCCAAUGUCCCCACCCCAGCCUCCCUUACUGCCCAGAACUUGCAUCCUUCUGUGAAUGCUCCCACCCUGAUACUCUUGAGAGUUUGAAGGACUUGACUAAGUGGUGAACUUCGGAAAGUAGGGCUGUUUUAAGUCCAGGGAUGAAGCUUAAGACCUUAAUAACAUAACACCUUCUUGUUUAAUCCAUGACUUAACCUUGGAAUCAUCCUUCUGAGAGCUGAGCUUCAGAUUUCAGUGAAAGAGUAGUUUCUGUACCCACACACCCUCCCCCCCCAGUAGUCUAGGACUUUGGACAAACGGACGGACCAUAGCAGUGCUCUGAAAGUUACUGUAAGCCUGAAAUAAACUGUAUUUUCUUUAAAAAACAGUAUCCAUUGUCCUCCCCCCCCCUCCCAUUCCCGUCCUGCCCAGUGGCCCUGCCAUGGGUCUGGACGAUAAAAUACUGGAUUGCUUUGGGGCUAGGUAGAAGCUAUAAGCCAUGGGAAAGGCAAGAAGGGUCUAGUCACCACCCCAUGUAAAGUCAUACAUGUGAAGACACUGGCUGAGGAGGCAAGGGUGGGUUGGGGUUUCAGGGUCAGUAACAGAGCUGGCACUUGGUCUCCUGCCUCUGGUGCUUUUGUGGGGAACUGGGUGGAAGUAGGAUCUGUGGGGUGUUGGAAGGAAAUAGCCUAAUUCAAGUGAUUCUAGCAAUUAGCUCCUGCCCUCCCUGGGGACAUGGAUUUAAAAAAUUAACAUCAAUGUAGGAAUAGUUUUUAAAAAGCCCACAUUUUGUGAAAAGAUGAAUUAAAAAACCCAAGACCCAGCAUUCGGGAUUGAAAGUGCCCGUGGUGGGAAUUCAAGUAUUGACUGCAUUGGGAGUGGGCUGGUGCCCCCAAUUGAACAUGGGCAGCUGGAGUGUGGGGCAGGAGUUUCCCGUCCCCCCAAACCCUCUAGGUCUUGUCUCGGGUCUGGGAGGCUUCAGGAGUUUCAGCAGUGGCUCCUGCGGCUGCCACUGGUGUCUCCUCCAUCUCCCUGUCCUCAGACAGUGUGGGCCCUGGGCAGAAUGUGUCCCCACGGCCCGCCCUGCCAAGCACAGCCAUCCAGCGCCGCUGGAGUUCUUCUGUCUCUGGGCUGAAGUACCAGCUUAGGUGGCUCUGGGUGAUCUUGAAGACGUGCCUCCUGUCAGGCCGCUCCCCUGCCUCAGGAGGCCCCACCUCAAAGCCAAUGAGGGGCAGGCUGCGCUGGGCUUUCACAUCCUAGGGAAGAGAGACAGAGCUAGUGUCACCUAGGGGGCUGAGCUGUGCCCUCUGCCCAGUGAAACAACUUUGUUUUUGUUGUUUCCUCUGCUGAAGACCCUCGCCUUCACUGUAUGAACAGGAAGAUGUCUGCACUAGGACCAGACGCAGGCUACUUUACAUAUGUCUCCUCCCGUGCCCAAACCAACUGCUAGUCUUUACUAUUAUAGAUUCAGGGCUUUGGUUAUUUCCUCCAUCUGCACAGUCAGGCCUAACGGUGCCUGUCUCCAAUCCUGUUUUCUCCACAAAGCUAGACUCCCCACCUUACCCUCAUUUUCCCUCCAUACUUGGCCUCCAAACACUUGUCUCUACGUAAUGUCACAUAAGGAUGGGACUUUUGAUUUUUCCCUUCGCUAGCCUCACCCUGUCCCCAAGGGACAAGGCACACAGGGGAGGGGCAGCCUGGCAUUGUCGGACGGUCAGAGAAACCUGAAGGAGUGGGAUGCACACCUGAGGGGCUCCAUAGAUGUACAGCACCAAGGGUUCAUUCUCAGGAACCACAAACCAUGCCUUGUGCCAUCCUUUCCCACCCUUCUCCAUGUAGUGCAGGAAGCUGCAGAUGACGCUGUUCUCAGCAGCCACUGAGGCCUGUUUCUGUGAUCAGAGACACGGUACGUCAGUGUUGACAGAAGACUUUGCUCUUGCCUUAAAUAGCCCCAUAGCGUAUGGACUAUGUGUCAGACAAAGGUAGCAGAGCAUAUGAGAGAUGGUUUAGCCAUUGUCACUUAGGUAAGCAAGCUAGGUAUGGCUGCUGCCUCUAACGGCUCGUGGACCACAGUGGGGCAUUGAAACGCUGGCCAGGUAAUCGACAUUCACAGCUAAGCUUUCAUCUUUCAUUACACAUGCAUUGCCUGCUCUGAGAAGUCCUAAUACUGAUGAAAGGGAUGAGUGGGUGGUUAACACCAUCUGCCCCACAAUCCUAAGAAUAGAUGUAAAUGCAGGACUUGUGAGAAGAGCACAGAGACUGUUGAUGAGAUUCCAAUUAGCAUAAACAAGGCAAUUUACAGUCCUGGUGCAGAGUAAGCUCCCUUAAAUGUGGGACACCACGAUUCAUUUAAUAAACAAUCACCCCCAAAUUGUCCUAGAAAUAUAGGAAGCACCAGUAUUAACAGCUUCUGGGUAAAGGACUAUGUCUUUUUUAAAUGUUGUGUUAUUUAUCCUAUUUCAUAAUACAAAUAGGCCGAGGCAGGAGAAUUGAAAAUUCAAAGCCAGCUUAGGCUAUGCAGUGAGACUUUGCUGAUAAAACAAAACCUACCUAGCAGUGUUUUUCUGUCUGUGCAACCUAGCCAAAUACCCUCUCUGGGCUUUAGUUUUUGUUCCUAUGUAAAUUAAGCAUAAGAAUAUGGGUUGAUCAGUAAUAUGUAGAGUACUUUAAUAAACAUUACUCUUUUAACCCUUA